This is a messenger RNA of Oryzias latipes (Japanese medaka), 2543 nucleotides long. It is a transcript of the gene brap, whose product is annotated as BRCA1 associated protein. Gene Ontology annotation, molecular function: zinc ion binding; ubiquitin protein ligase activity; nucleic acid binding. The record is from RefSeq and is a predicted model, not a curated record. NCBI's taxonomy places the organism in Eukaryota, Metazoa, Chordata, Actinopteri, Beloniformes, Adrianichthyidae. Gene Ontology annotation, biological process: Ras protein signal transduction; protein ubiquitination. Gene Ontology annotation, cellular component: cytoplasm.
GGCCUAUAAAUAUAUAAUUGUAAAUCAGUACCAAAAGGCAAUUGAAGGUAAAUGAAGCAAACUCCUGUAAUGAGAACUCCCCACCGACGGGGGCAGUAGAGUCACACUAACGCGAUCGUAGCGUAGAAGAAGACCGAUCUCUUCAGUGUUGACGCUGAUGGGGAAACUUUGAUUAGCCACAAACUUUUGACAUGACAUUCUGCAUUUAACGUAUUGAAAUAUCAGCUAAGAGGAAAGAGGGCGGGAUAUGAAAUGCGCUAAAAUAUUGUAAGAAAGGUUCGCCUAGGUGUUUUUGUAACUGCGCAGGUUAGCUUGACGUUAGCUGGCGCUGCUGUCCUUGUGUUUUCCCGUUAAAGUGCCUCCUCUCCGGGAACACAUGAGUGUGUCGCUCGUCGUCGUUCGUCUGGAAAUAGCUGACCAGUCUCCUCCUCCACGGGGCUUCCAGUACUGCGCCGUUGAAGGUAUGUCCGAGGAGCAGCUGCAGGAGAAAGCUCUGGGUUUAGCCAAACUUAGCCUGAAUGGGAAGUCGGAGCUGGAGAGAGCCGCGGUCCUGCACCAGCACAUCGGCAGCAGAGCCAUGGGGGACAUGGUCAUCGAGACCUUCGAGGCCGCCCAAGGAGGCGAUGUUGAGGCGGACGGCUCGGCUCGGGACGCCCACACGGAACCGGAGAGUCUGGGAGGAGCAGAACCGUCGCCUGUGGACAGCGCCGCCAAAGGAACGGCUCCGGACUCGCCCUCCAAGCAGCUCCCAGAUCAGAUCUCCUUCUUCAGCGGAAACCCCUCGGUGGAGAUCGUCCACGGGAUCAUGCACCUCUACAAAACCAAUAAAAUGACGUCCCUGACCGAAGACGUCCGCCGCAGUGCCAUGGUUUGCAUCCUGACCGUCCCGGCGACCAUGACCAGCCACGACCUCAUGCAGCUCAUGGCGCCGUUCAACGAGGUCAUGGAGCACAUGAAGAUCAUCCGCGACUCCACGCCCAACCAGUACAUGGUUCUGAUCAAGUUCUGCUCCCAGGCAGACGCUGACAGCUUCUACACCACCUGUAACGGGCGGCAGUUCAACUCCAUCGAGGAGGCCGUCUGCCAGGUGGUUUACGUGGAGCGAGCCGAGGUCAUCAAGUCUCAGGAGGGGGCCAGUCUGCCGGUGAUGGAGCUCACCGAGCUGCCCAAGUGCACCGUGUGCCUGGAGAGGAUGGAUGAGUCGGUGAACGGCGUCCUCACCACUCUGUGCAACCACAGCUUCCACAGCCAGUGCCUGCAGCGGUGGGAAGACGCCUCGUGUCCCGUGUGCCGCUACUGUCAGACCCCAGAGCCGGUGGAGGAGAACAAGUGCUUCGAGUGCGGAGUUCAGGAGAACCUGUGGAUCUGUUUGAUCUGCGGCCACAUCGGCUGCGGUCGCUACGUGAGCCGGCACGCCUACAAGCACUUUGAAGAAACGCAGCACACGUACGCCAUGCAGCUCACCAACCACCGCGUGUGGGACUAUGCCGGAGAUAACUACGUCCACCGGCUCGUGGCGAGCAAGACCGACGGGAAGAUGGUGCAGUUUGAAUGUGAAGGAGACACCUGCCAGGAGGAGAAGGUCGAUGGGCUCCAGCUGGAGUUCUCCUACCUGCUGACCAGCCAGCUGGAGUCCCAGAGGAUCUACUGGGAGAACAAGAUCGUUCACCUGGAGAAGGAGACAGCAGAGGAGAUCAACAACAUGAAGGCCAAGUUCAAGGAGACGCUGGAGCGCUGCGACAACCUGGAGCAGAGACUGGGAGAAAUAUCCAAGGAGAGGCAGAGUUUGGAGAAGAAACGCUGUUUUGUGGAAACCCGCUCACGGCUGUGGCGUUUGAACCUCCAGGUCCACUCAGCUGAGCGGCCGGGUGCUGAAGCUGAGCCAGGAGCUGAAGGAGGAGCAGGAGAUGAACCGCUGCCUGAGAGCCAACCAGGCGCAGCUGCAGGCCCAGCUGGCCGAGGAGGAGCGCAAAGCCAAGGAGAGCGGGGAACGUAAAGACGCCGUCAUCGCGGAGCUGCAGGAGCAGCUCAGAGACGUCAUGUUCUAUCUGGAGACGCAGCAGAAGAUCGAGCAGCUGUCGUCCGAGGCUCGCAGCGAGAUCCAGGACGGACAGAUCGACAUCCCCGCCGGCCCCGCGGACUCGGCCGCCGCAGGCCCCUCCUCCGGCCGGGGCCGCAGAGGCCGGGGCCGGAAGAGGAAGUAGCGUGGAGGGAGCUCCGUCCUGCGUGGACGUGCGGGACACUGUGGCCGUCUGUUAGUGUGGACGUCCGAUUGCACGUCAAUAAUGCAGAAAGACGUCUGCAUUAUUGUCACAAAACGUUCAAGAUGCAACGGAGCCUCUUUACCGGACAUGGCGGCGUCUUCCAGCAGUGAUUUGAUCUUCAAGACAGCAGGGAAUGUAAAUAAAAGUUAUUUAUUGACACCAUCCUGUUGGACAUUUAUCCACGUUUGGUUCAAAGUUAAACGUUUUCUUUUGUACAGGAUGAAAGUUUCCUUUGAAAGACGGUCGUCUUCGGUGUUUUAUUAAAACUUUUCAGACCAA